GGUUCAACGUGGAGACAGUGGAGUACAAGAACAUUUGCUUCACUGUCUGGGACGUGGGUGGCCAGGACAAAAUCCGGCCCCUCUGGAGGCACUACUUCCAGAACACACAGGGUCUCAUCUUCGUGGCUCACCGAGAGCCAGCACCCAGCUCGGUGUCCCUGCUCCCUCCGCAGCUGCAGGAGGACGAGCUGCGGGACGCCGUCUUGCUGGUGUUUGCCAACAAGCAGGACAUGCCCAACGCCAUGGCUGUGAGUGAGCUGACCGACAAGCUGGGGCUGCAGGCGCUGCGCAGCAGGACCUGGUACGUGCAGGCCACGUGUGCGACCCAGGGCACGGGGCUCUACGACGGGCUGGACUGGCUCUCGCACGAGCUCUCCAAGCGCUAG
This is a messenger RNA of Nestor notabilis (Kea), 386 nucleotides long. RefSeq names its product ADP-ribosylation factor 5-like. Gene Ontology annotation, biological process: intracellular protein transport; vesicle-mediated transport. Gene Ontology annotation, cellular component: cytoplasm; plasma membrane. Gene Ontology annotation, molecular function: GTP binding; GTPase activity. Lineage: Eukaryota; Metazoa; Chordata; Aves; Psittaciformes; Psittacidae. The record is from RefSeq and is a predicted model, not a curated record. The transcript has 4 exons. The annotation marks the transcript as partial.